AGAAGGUGGGCAACAUCCAUGUGGACCCGUCAUCUGUCAAAGUGACAGAAGGAAGCGGUACAGUGACUUUCAACUGCUCUCCUGUCCAUGGUUUUGUCUCCUGGACCAAGGAUGGUCACCGUCUGGAGGAUAAUCCCCGAUAUUUGCGUUCAUCUGGCUCCCUGAAAAUUAGAGACCCUCAGCGGACAGAUGCUGGUGUCUACACUUGUACCAUCUCCAACCCCUUUGGCAAUGCCACCAGUACUGCCAACCUUACUGUCUAUUAUGGUCCCGAGACCCCAACAAUUACCGUCUCGUCCUCUGAGCAAGAUUCAAGCGCAGGGAGUUUUGUGCUGGUGAACAGCACUGUCAAUCUCACAUGUUUGGCACCUUCCAACCCGCCGGCAAAGAUCUACUGGAACGUGGCCGACAAUAUGGACCUCGACGUCCCUUCCUCGCCUGUUCUGCAGCUCCAGAGAGUGCAGCUGAAUCAGGGGGGCCUGUAUUCCUGCCUGGCGAUCAAUCAGGAGACGAAGCUACAAAUUCGUAACACCCGUCGUAUCAACGUUGUCCAAGCUCCUUGGGGAUCCCCUCUUUGUUCCAUGACAUCGGUGCAAAAUGAUUCCGCCUUACUUUUCACCUGCUCCUGGACCGGAGGGUCGCCUGCUCCUAUUCUCACUUUCCAGGGACUCCCUGUGAGCAAGACGGAAAUCGGUGCCUCUAAAUUGCAGAGCUUGCUGGUCCCCCCUUUCCCUGCUGGGAUCAGUGGCACCAAAGUUACUUGUUUGGGUCGCCAUAUAACUGGGCAAGCCAACUGCACCUUGCUUCCAGAAGCCCCCUCAGGGGUUACAUUGUCAUUCCAGGCAUCCAGUGACCCCAGAGGACUGGUGACUAUGCAGCUGCGUUGCCAAGGCACCUUCAAUCCUGUGGAAAUUGAAUGGUUUAAAGAUAAGCAGUCCCUGAUUCCUGCCGGAAGCCAUUACCAGCUCAGUCCUGAUAAAAUGCAUCUCACCAUCUGGAAUUUCACUGCUCCCCAGGAUCUGGGAGAUUACAGCACCAUCUGCUCCAAUCCACUGGGAUCACGGGGAUCUAACCUCACUAUUAUUGGCCCCUCGAUCUCUGACUGGACUUUGUCAAGUGGACCCCAUCCAGGCACUGCCACUCUGACUUGGACAGUCCCGAAUGGAUCAGUGGUGACCAGUUUUGUGAUUCAGAUGCAAGGUCCGAAACAACACCGUUCUGCUGAGGAAUGGAGUACAGUGGAAGUACUAGGAGCUGCCAACCGAUCCACAACUGUUGUAGGACUGCAGCCCCAAACAACUUACGCUUUCCGGAUAGUGCCUCAUCUGGGAUCCCAAGCUGGGAACGCCACUCAGAUUCACACCCUCCACCCAGAUUCAUAUCUGAGUGGCGGGGCCAUUGCUGGGAUUGUGAUUGGCUGCAUUUUUGGGAUGCUCCUGAUCGUUGCGCUCCUCUUCUUGGUGAUCUGGCUGGUCUGCCUUCGGAGAGCAAAGAAGAAAGCUCCACCCACACCACCAGAGAACCAGCACCACUAUCUGUCACGCCAGUUCCCAAACGGGAGGAAAGUUGAGCCAAGAGACUCUUGGGAUAAUCCUCGAUGGUCAUCAGGAGAGUCAGACAUCUAUGCCAUCACCUAUGAGGAACAUCUACACAGAUAUCUCAGCACAACCAUCUUGCAGCCUAUCGGUAUCAGGGAAGGCACUUCCUCUACUCCAACUGGGCGACCUGGCGCCAGGACUGUGCGGAAUGCUACCCAGGUCUGAAAUGGUGAAGAACACACCUGUUUUGACCGAGGCUUCCCAAGAGCAUGAAGGAAACUCCUUGUCUCCCACAAAAAACCCUUUUAUUCAUUGACUGU
This is a messenger RNA of Thamnophis sirtalis, 1858 nucleotides long. The record is from RefSeq and is a predicted model, not a curated record. Lineage: Eukaryota; Metazoa; Chordata; Lepidosauria; Squamata; Natricidae.